AUGGGUUGCUCUAAAUCAAAAGAAAAAGAAGUCCAUAACCCAGAGGAUCAACAAAAUCCUAGUUCCGUACCUGUCAAAAAACUCUCUAAUAAUAGUUAAUACAAUAGUCCUUUUAAAAAAAUGAAAACAAAAAUUUAGUUCAUACCUCCAUUAGUUUUUGAUGAAAAUGGGGGUAGAGCUCAUGAUUAAUAUGUUCAAAAAGUGAAUGAUGGAGAAGGCUCUAGUUAAUUCAAAUUUGUUAGCCAAAAAAGUGGCAUGAGUUAAGAAGGAAGCAAAAAGCACAAAAGAUAGAAAAAAUAAUAUAAAUUUGUGAAAGAAACUAUUGAUGAUAAUGAAAAUAAGCAUAAUUGUUUAGAAGUAGAAGAAGAUGCUAAAUUUGAUGAAAAUGGUAUGACUAACUUUGAAACGCAAUAAAAUGAUGACUUCACUACUUAAGUGAUCAAAAUUGGAAAAUAAUAAAAUAAUUAUUAAUAAAGAAUAUCUAUUGAAAACAAUCAUUUUGCUGAAAAGAAUAAAGAAAAUAAAGUUUAGAGGCAACAAAGUAGAAGUUAUUCUAAAAUAGACCAAUCUAACUCUAACAAAGAAGUUAAAAAAAUGGGAAGUUCCAUUUAAAGGAGAUAGAAAAGUAGUAAAAUGAGUAUAAGUGAGAGUAAAAAGAUAAUUUCCCAUAAAUCAUCUUUGGUGAAAGAUAAAAAUGAUCAGAUAGUUGAUGAAAAAGAAGAAAAUCAGCAAGUUGUAAAUAGCCUUUCUAAGGCGUCAUCACAAAAUUUUGAGUUGAAAGAAAAUUAAUUUUUCUUCUAGCAAGCAAACAUAACAAAAUAAUAAAUUGAAUAAGACUUGAAAGUGGAAGAAAUAGAAGAUGAUUAAGAAUUAAUUAAAUAAAACAAAAAUAACAAUUAAUUAAACUGUGAUAUUGAAACAAGCAAUGCAGAUAUUUUAAAUUAAUUUUAAAUUAAAGAGGUAGAAUGUGACAAAAAAUCAGAUGAGUAACAAUAAAAUAAUAAUAAAAUUUGCUAAAAAAAUGAAAAUGAAAAUACUAAUUUAGAAAAUUAAAAUAAUUUAAAAAAUAACCAUUUAAUUGAGAGCAAUGUAAUUUAAAAUAAUCUUUUUUCUAAUGAAAUUAAUGUUGAAGAUUCUUAAAACAAAAAGCAUGAUUAUUAGCAGAAAAUAUCAGACUAAUCAACACUAAGUGAUAAAGCUAUUCCAUAAUAAAAUCAAUAAUCCAAUAGUUUAGCAAAUAGCUCUGAAUAGAAUAUAAUUAAGAAUGUCAAUACCAUCAAAAGUUUUAAUAUGAUUGAUGAAUAAUAGGCUAAUAAUAAUGAUAAUCCAAUUAUUGAAUCAUAAAUCCCUUUACUUACUAAUCAAUAACUUAGCAAAUGUGAGUAGUUACCUGAAUUCUAUGUAGAUAAAUGUCCAGAACCUAGCAGUAUUGGAUCUUUUAUUAAUGAUAGCAGUCCAAUUAAUGGCAGCAAUAAUGAUAAUAUGAUUGGCUGCAAAGACAGCAGCAUCUCUUUCGAAUUAACUGCUUAGGCAAAUAACCAAGAAAAAAAUAGUAGCAACAACUACUUGGCUGUCCAUAAAUAUAAUUUUAAAGAACCAAAACACAAAUUUAAUGAUAAAGAUGAUAGUAAUUAAAAUAAGUAUAAAGAGGCAAGUGAUAUUGAGAGCAAAGGAUUUACUUUUUAAAGUGAUGAAUCAAACAGUGAAUAAAUACUUGUUGAUAUUUCGAUUAAAUAAAAUGAUAGUACAGACAAAUAGACUUAAGACUAAGACUAAGAUUAAGAUUAAGAGGAGAUGAAAGAAGAUGAUAUUUUCUAACCUAUAGUAAAUAAUUAAGCAGAUCAAGAUAAUAUAGCUAACUAAAUUUAAGAGGAUGCCCAAAGAGAAGAAAAUUAAAUUGACAAAUAGAAUAAAAAAUAAUAAGAUAAUAAUUAACCUAACAAUGAGCAAACUUAGUUUGAAAGUUAAAUUAAUUAAAAAGAUGAAUGUAUGUAAGAAUAACAAACUAAUUAAUUAUUAGAUAUCAAAAAAGAAAUUCCAGAUGAAAUUACCAAUUUAAAGAAUGAAGAUUCCAGCGAAAUACAAUUAGAAAAUAAAAAAGAUUUAGAUCAAAAUACCGAAUAGGAAUAAAGUAAAGAUGAAGAACAAUAAGCAGUUGUUAGAAAAAAAAGAUUUACUAUUCCUCAAAAAAAGUUAACCAAAAUGUCUUAGUUUUAUAAUCAUAGGAAAAGCAUAUCAGUAAGUGUUGAUAGCUUAGAUAAUAAGAAUGAAAAAGAUUAACAAAUACAAUCAAAUACCUUACAACCAGGCUCAAGUUCUUUAAAAAAUAUUACAGAUGUUUAAAAGUCAUAAUAAAUUGAAAAUAAAAAUUUAAAAGAAGUGGAGUUUAAUCAAAAAUCUGACAAUGGUUCUAGUAAAAAUAGCUUAAAUAAAUAAAGCACAAAUAGACUCAGCAUAUUUAAUGAGGGAAAGAAACAAAAUGAUCAGUUGGAUACAGAUAAAAAUCUUGAAAAUUAAACAUAAAAAAAAGAAGAAAAUCAAUCAAAAUCUUCUAAACUUUUAGAAGAUUAAGUAUUUAAACAGAUUCUUAAAAAAUAAUUUUCUUAGAAUAAAGAAUAAGCAUAAAUACUUAGUUAAGGCUUGUUAUUGGAUGAUUGUGAAAAAUAAAAUUUAGAAUAAAAAGUAAUGCUUGGAUAUGAGGAUCAAUAGAUCAAAUCUAAAUCCUCCUUUUCAAAUAAAGAGAUAAAAGAUGAUAAACUACUUAAAGAAUGUGACAUUUAAAAGUUUAAUUAAAUAGAUACGAUGAUUGAUAAAUAAGAGAUAGAGAGUAUUAGUGAAAAUUUAAGCUAAGGAGAACUUUAUUAAGAAAAUGUUAUCGAUACAAAAUAAUAAUAUCAGUACAAUGUAAACUUUAAUUAAAAUUAAGAAAUCAAUAAUGCAUAAAAUUAGUUUACUUAGGAAAAUAUCCUUUACUUAUGUGAGAAAUUAGAGUAGCUAAAACUUUAGUAAGAGGUCAUAAUUAAUUCUGAAAAGAUCAUUUUCUAGUAAUAUGACAUCCCUCCAAUUAAAAAAACAAGGACAUUUUCACCUACUUUUGCUGAAUCCUACAAUAAAUCAAAAGAAAAUUUUAUUGAAGAUGAAACAAUUUUAUAAAAUAAUGAAUAGAAUGAAUAUAAUUCUGAAAAUACUGUGAAUAAUAAAUUUCAAAUUAAAAAUUACCCUAUAGAGAGUUUAAAAAAAUAAACAAAUUGCUCACUUAAUCAGUAGUCAUUAUAAAUAGAAGAAAAUACAUCGAUCGGAUAAAACAAAUCAUAAACUUCAAUAAGAAAUUUUAUUAAAUAAGAAAUAAAUAAUCCUCAAAUAAUCGCAAAAAAUUCAAUAAAAAUUAAUUUAGAAUCUGAAAAUAAAACUUGUUUAUUUUCCUUAUUGUCAGUUCAAGAAAAGUAAGAAAAGUUAAAAAGUAAUUCUUUAAAAUAAAUAGAUUGUAAUUAUCUAAAUAAUGAUAAGUAGAAAAACUAAGAUUUAACAUCUAUUUAAAAAAUUAAUGAACAACCUAUUUCAAUAGAAAUACCUCUUUAAAUAUAGUAAAGCAGUUCUAAAAUUACAUAAUAAAAUAAUGAAAAAAUUCAAGAAAAAGGAGUCUCUAUUUCCCUUCCUAGUAAAGUUAUAUCUAUAAAUAUUGAAUAAAUUAACUCUAAAUAUUAAAAUGAAAUCUCAGUUUCGGAAUAAUUAUUCACUGAUUAGGAGUUUCCUCCUUCUGAGGAAAGCUUUACCAAGAAUUUAAGCAAAUUUUAAAGGGCAAAAGGAUUACAGUGGAAAAGAAUAAUUUAAUUUUAAGAGGGUGUUAAGAAACACAAAUAAAUUGCUAUUUAUGGAUAAUAAAAUCAAAUAUCAGUCAAAGACACUGUUUAAGGCUGGAUAGCUAAUUGCUAUUUUGUUGCUUCUCUAACGUGUAUUGCUUAAUAUCCACAACUUGUAAAAAAAUUAUUCAACAAUAUUCAAGGUAACUAGGACUAAAAGAAUAAUAAUUUGUAAGCAGUUUUAGAAAAAUAAGAUGGUUCUUUAUAAAAUACUAAAAAUUCCUGCUAUUCCGUAAAUAUGUGCAUAGAUGGUUAAUGGCAGACUGUGUUAAUUGAUGAUAAUUUACCUUGUAGAAAAAAUGACUCUGAUCCUAUAUUUUGCAAGUUUUCUAAUGAUACCAAGGCUUAUUGGACAUGCUUGCUUGAAAAGGCUUAUGCUAAGUUUAAAGGUUGUUAUUCAAAUAUAGAAGGCGGGAAAAAUAAAAAUGGCUCAAGUGAUGCAGUUGUGGAUAUGACUGGAGCACCAAGUAAACAUGUUCCUUUUAAAAACUCAAAUAAAGAAGAAAUAUGGAAAAUGAUCCAUGAAGGUAAGCAAAAGGGCUACUUAUUUACUACGAUGCUAAAAGAUGAAAUAGAGGAAAACUAAGUAGAUUAAUUAGAUUAACAAUAGCAGUAAUAAUAUAACUCAAAUGCAAGUUUAGAUGGAUAAGCCAAGUAAAAUGGAUUGAUUUCUAAUCAUGCAUACUCCAUUCUAGAAACAGAUGAAAUCGAUGGUAUCAAAAUUCUGAAAUUAAAGAAUCCUUGGGGAAAAACAGAGUGGAAUGGGAAAUGGUCUGACCAAUGCACGCUAACGUGGACAGAGAAAUUAAAAUAAAGACAUUAGCUUGAAGUGGCAAACGAUGGAAUAUUUUGGAUGAGUUUCUGCGAUUAUUUUGAUAAUUUUUGCAGUCUAUGUAUAAGCUAUGUAAAUGUGGAUUAUUUUUAUUCAUCUCUAGCAUUUGAAAAUAAUCAAAAAAGUGAAAAACAAGUUAAUGUGUAUACUGUAUAAUAGUUAGAAAAGUAAGUAGAGGGCUACUUUAUAAUAUAUUAGAACCGAGAGCAUCUCAUUGAAGAAUAUGAAAGCAACUAAUAUGUAAAUCAUUUAGUUAAAAUCAAUGAAAUGUCUUCAGAUGGAAAGGAAAUAAUUAAACAAGUAGCACAGAUAUACAUCUCUACCACGAAAUUUGCCUUUACAGAAAUAAAAUUUGAGCCUAAAAAGAUAUACAAAAUAGUAUUAGUAACUGAAAAAUCGAGUAAUAUAGUUUUAGCUUUCUAUACAAGUGACUUAAUACCUCUUUCUAAUAAAUACCUUGAAAUAGACUGUUCUUAAGAAAUCCUUAUUUAAUAAGCAAGGCUGCUUGCAAAAAAGGAAAAAAUAAAUCCUCUUUACCAAGUUUACUGGAUUUCUUUUUUUUGUGAGCAGAAUCACAUCGUUGAAAUUGUUAAUGAUACAACUGAUAAAAUAUUCCAGCAAAAUAUAAAAUUUAUUCUUAGCAAUAUUGAAAUAGAUACCCAACUGAAAGAAAAUGAGUAUAAUAUAAUUAAAGUAAUGCCUAAAUCUACUAUCAGAUAUAUAUUCAAAAAAAUCAACCCUAAACAGUAAGUAUAAAUUUAAUAUUCAAAAUAUGAUCCAGAAUUUUUAGAUUUAUGA
Tetrahymena thermophila SB210 is the source of this 5490-nucleotide messenger RNA. RefSeq names its product calpain family cysteine protease. NCBI's taxonomy places the organism in Eukaryota, Ciliophora, Oligohymenophorea, Hymenostomatida, Tetrahymenidae. The record is from RefSeq and is a predicted model, not a curated record. Gene Ontology annotation, molecular function: calcium-dependent cysteine-type endopeptidase activity. The transcript has 2 exons. Gene Ontology annotation, biological process: proteolysis. Gene Ontology annotation, cellular component: cytoplasm.